Messenger RNA from Drosophila subobscura, 5173 nucleotides. RefSeq names its product ATP-binding cassette sub-family A member 3. The coding region runs from base 33 to 5156 and encodes 1707 amino acids. Gene Ontology annotation, cellular component: membrane; intracellular membrane-bounded organelle. Gene Ontology annotation, biological process: lipid transport; transmembrane transport. Gene Ontology annotation, molecular function: ATP hydrolysis activity; ATP binding; ABC-type transporter activity. NCBI's taxonomy places the organism in Eukaryota, Metazoa, Arthropoda, Insecta, Diptera, Drosophilidae. The record is from RefSeq and is a predicted model, not a curated record. The transcript has 9 exons.
ACAACACAAAUAAAAAAGACAACUGAAAUACUAUGACCGUACGUGACUGUGUAGGUAAAGUAUUUUUGAUAUCGUGGAAGAACCACAAGAUCCAAUUGUCCAGACCCUGGGAGUUGCUAUGGAUUGUCUUCUCGCCUGUGAUCCUCUGCCUAGUCGCUGUGGUGAUGCUCUGCAUAAUGGAGGUGGAUAUGCGGGUGGACAGUGUGUACGAUCCGAUCGAUCUGGACCGCAGCUGGACGGAGCUGAUGGACACACUGGUGGAGCGGCAGCGGAUCGCCACCGAGUACGGCAAGAAGAACAGUCCGUUCAUACCGAAGCUGGUGCUGGGCUGGGCACCCGACGAGUACAACAUAUUCAGUGAGACCAUUACGCAGAGCCUCCGGAAGCUGCAGCCACUGACGGCGCAAAAGUUCAAGGACUGCGACCAGCUGCGACAAGAUGUGCGAAGGGAAUUCCUCUAUGCUGGCGUCUGUUUCGAUGAGGGACCCUUCGAUACGGAAUACGCUUUCGUGGAGGGUUUCCUGGCGCCCACAAACAUCAUCCAGCCUUUUUUAAACUACUCGCUCCUGUUUCCCAGCGAACUGCGAAUAGUCAAUGACAGCUUCAUCAGCGCCAACUGGAUGACAAACUAUCAGGACGACCAAAUGGCCGACGUGCAGGAGCGCCUCGAUCGGCCCUACUGCGGCGGCUAUGUGGGCUACGUGCGCGAGGGCUUCAUCCAGCUGCAGAAGGUCAUCAGUGAGACCUUCCUGGCGAUUGUCAGUCGCAGCAAGCUGCCCGAAAUCCAGCUGCGACGCUUCCCCAUCAUCGGACGCAAGCAGGAUCCCCUGAUGCCCUACUUGGAUCGGGGUCUGGCCCUGCUCUUCAUCAUCGGCUAUCUGUUUCCCUGCCAAAUGUUAGUUUAUCAGGUGGUAACCGAGAAGAACUCACAGCUGCGUUUGUUCAUGAUCAACAUGAACAUUGGGAAUACGACACACUUCAUUUCGUGGUACUUCAAGGGUGUCUUCUACAUGCUCUUCACCUCCCUGCUGAUUACGCUGCUGUGCAAGAUACAUUGGAGAAACGAUCAUGGAGUCCUAACGGAGACGCCCUGGCAUGUGCUCUUACUGAUCCUGGUUUCGUACAGUCUGGCGGCGAAUGCGUUUGCAAUGAUGAUCUCUGCCUUCUUCAAGCAUCCCUUGAAUGCCGUCCACGUGCUCACAGUCCUGUGGAUCGUCACGUACAUGCCCUUCUUUGUGCUGUGGAACAAUCCGGAGCAGAGACUGCAGGCCCUACGCUACAUGUCCUAUGCCCUGCCCAACUGUAUGUUGGCCAAAGUGGUCGAGACUCUGGUGGAGCGAGAGCUGAUCUUCCACAAGAAGUGGUAUGACAGCGGAUUCGAACUGAUCUUCUUCAUCGAACCGAUAAGUGUCACCAAGAGCUCGUGGGUUUUCGCGACCGCAGCGCUGGUCUACUGCACCAUUGGCCUCUGCAUGGACAUGUGGAAUGCCACCGAGUUGGCCAACAAGCGAAUGAAGCGGCCGACGCGGGCCGGCAGCGUGAACGAUGACUUUCAGAACGAGCGCGCGGAGAGCUUCACGUACCAGGGCACCACCAUUGGGGUGAACUCCACGAAGAUCUACGAGGUUGAGCCCUCGCAUCGGCGCUUCAAGCUGAAGAUCAGGAAACUUUGCAAGCGAUUCGGUACCAGCGAGCAUGCGGCCCUCAAUCUGUUCACGUGGAAUGUCUACGAGAACGAGGUGACCAUCCUCAUGGGCCACAAUGGCAGUGGGAAGACGACACUGCUGAGGAUACUCGCCGGCCUUUUGGAUCCCAAUAGGGGAUCGGUCAUGAUCUCCACGCAUGACAUGGAAACGGAGCGAAUGGCCGCCUCCGCGGAACUGGGUGUCGCCCUCAACAAUGAUCUGCUGCUGUUCGAUCUGAGUGUCAUCGAUCACAUCCACUUCGUUUGCCAGGUGCGUGGCAUGCAAGACAAGGAAGAAAUUGCGGCACAGGCAAACUUCUACAUGCAGGCCAUGAAGAUCACACAUCUGAAGAGCCGCAAGGUGGGCCAUCUCAGUGACCCAGAGCGCGUUCUCUUCAGUGUGUGCUGCGCCUUCUUGGGCAACUGCUCCAUCGUCCUGAUCGACGAUAUACACUCCGAUCUGGACAAGCCCACACAGUCGCUCAUCUGGGGCCUCAUCAACGAGCAGAAGUCACGACGCACCAUCAUUCUCGUUUCCAACUCCUCAACUUUGGCAGAGACAAUGGCCGAUCGUCUGGCGAUCAUGGCCAAUGGGGAACUCAAGUGCACUGGGACUAGAACUUUUCUAAAGAAUAUGUACGGACAUGGAUAUCGAUUGACCUGUGUGAAGGGUAAAAUUUGCAACGUGAGUCGACUGUACACAAUGUUGAGCGCAUACAUGCCCCAGCUGACCAUCGAGAGUGAUAUUGGGCUGAAGGUUACCUUUGUGCUGGAGAACAAGUACGAGGAUAAAUUCAAAUCCCUUUUGGAUGAGCUCGAACAGAAUAUGGAGGAGUUGAAUAUCGUGAGCUUUCGCAUAAGGGACACCUCCAUGGAGGAGAUCUUUCUGCGCUUCGGAUGCGAGCAAAACGAUCAGCCGGGUGCGGGACAAAUAAUCAACAAUCACAGCCUCAUCGUUGAGGACUACUAUGCCGUGCUGGCUGGUGUCAAGCACAAGGAAAAGCUCACCGGCUGGCGGCUGUUUUUCCUGCAAAUGAGGGCUCUACUCUACAAGCGAUGGAUCGUGGCCCAAAGAUCGUGGACCAUCAGGAUAGUGGAUGCCUUCGUCCUCGCCAUAGCCCUCAGUUGCACCUUUGCGGCCAUUCUGAUGUAUGGAAAGAGCGUCAAGCUGCAGCCGCUGACAUUCAAUCUGACGGUGCUGCAAGGCAUCGAGGCCUUUGCGGAGACACUCACUCAGGGCUCCAAGGAUGUGACUGGGAUGCAUAGCUACUACACGGAGCUGCUCUACUGGUACGACGGUCAUGUGGAUCUGCUCACCAAGGAGACGGACGGCAAGUCCCAGCUGCUGCACAACAGUGACUUUGCCGAGAAUGUGAACUUUCGCUUCCUGUUUGGGGCAACAUUCAGCGAGAAGCUCGUAACGGCCUGGUUCAACAAUAUCCCAUUGCACACGGCGCCAUACAGCCUCAAUGCGGUGCACAAUGCGGUGGCCAGACAAAUCUUCGAUGAGGAGGCCACCAUGGAUGUGGCCCUGUGGCCGAUGCCCUUCGACACGAACAUCAACACCUAUGCCCACGCAUCGCUCAGCCUGGGCAGCCUGCUGGCCAUCAACAUCACGUUCAUUCUGAGCAUCGUAGGGCCCAGCAUCUCGAUGUUCCUCGUUCGAGAGCGCACCAGCACACUGAAGAAGCAACAAUUUCUGGCUGGCGUUCGGCUGCACACCUUCUGGCUGGGCUGCAUCAUCUUCGAUUGUGCUCUGCUCCUACUUCUGGUGCUCUGUGUGCUCAUUUGUGUGGCCAUCUAUGUGCAUCCACAUCAUGACUUUCUCUUUUACUUGCUCCUUACGGCGACACUUUUGCUCUUGGGUCUGGCGGUGAUGCUGAGCACCUAUGUGGUCUCGGAGCUAGUUGACCAUCCGCUGCAUGGCUUUGUCAUGAUCUGCCUGUGGAACUCCAUCGGCAUUAUCCUCUUCAAUAUGGUGGUGACGAACGAUAUGCAGAAUCUGCCCGAUUGGUUUCAGCUGCACAUUCAGUACACCUCGGCCGAAAUGAUCUACAAAUUGUUCAUGAUCAACGAGUACAGACUGUACUGCAAGGAUCCCGAUGUCAACUUUCUGUCCACCAAGGUUCUGCAGUGCGACAGUUUUCCCAAUUGUUGCAUUGAAUAUCAUUACUUUAUGAAGGAGCAUGGCAUUCCAUUUGAGUUCGCAGUGAUGCUGCUGCACAUUCUGCUGCUUAUACUGCUACUUGAGGGCGCGGAGUUCUUCACGGUGCUCGCCUUUGGGUUCUGCAGGCGAAACAUUCCCGAGGAGUGUCGCAUUUCGGGUGACUCCACGCCCAGACCGACGCUGAAGGAUGCCACGGCCGUGGAUGCCUCUGUGAUCAGGGAGCGUCAUCUCGUUGCCCGAAUGGAGCCGGAGGAUCGCGAGGAGUAUUCCCUGAUCAUUCAAAACUUGGGCAAGCGCCACAGGAAGCGCUACCUGAUCGAUCGACUGGAUCUGCGCAUAGGCAAAACCGAAUGCGUCUGCCUCAAUGGCUACAACAAUACGGGCAAGACGACCUUCCUGAAGCUCCUGUUGCAGGAAACGCGCGCCACCUGUGGACGCAUUUGGGUGAGCGGCUACUCCAUGGCCCGUCAGCGCCUCCAAUGCUAUCGCCGGAUGGGCUACUGUUCGCAGAACGACCACCUGCCGGGUGAGUUCACGCCCAAGGAGCUGAUGUACAUCCAGGCGCAGCUGCAGGGCAACCACCGCGAUGUCGCCAGAGAGGUGAUCGAGGCUCUGCUGCGCAUGAUGGGUCUCCAGAGCUGCUCCAAUCUGCCCCUUCAGUUAUGCACUACGGGCCAGUGGCGCCGCCUGCACUUCGCCCUGGCCAUUCUUGGCUCACCGGCAUUCAUCUGUGUGGACGGUGCGCCGUCGGGCAUCGAUCCAGCUGGCAAGCGGACAGUUUUAACCAUCACCUCGUACAUGAUGGCGCGUGGCAGCAGCUUCCUGUACACCAGCCUCUUGCCGCUGGACAGCGAGCGACUGUGCCGGCGUAUGCCCGUCCUCUACGAAGGCCAGCUGUGGGCCAUCGGGUCGGAUGAUCAGAUGAGCGACAACUACAGAGACGGCUACCAGGUGGAGGUGCGCUUCAAGCGCAAGGCCAAUCCAAAUGUCAGUCUCACGCGCAGCACAUGGAUGCGCAUUGGCCAGAUACCCAUGUCGCCGCACAAGAAGCUCUCCUCGUUCAUGGAUCUCAAGUUCCCGCGAGCAACGCUCCACGAUGAACAGAGCGACUCAAUGAUCUUCCAUAUGCCAUUGGAGUCGGCCACCUUCUCGGAGAUAUUCCUGAGUCUGCGCAAGGAUACUUUUGAGCUGAACAUUGAGGAAUUUUUCAUUACACGCAAUAUGAUCAUUGGGCUGCAUGUCUAUCUGUUUGAUCGCGGCAGCCGCCGGUAUACCCCAACAUCUUUUAUGAACUCCAAAAAAUAGUUCGAUUGACUUUAUAA